CUGCAGCCCGCAGCGGGGAGAAUGAGGCAUUCACGGCGCGGAGGGAAACGCAGCAGCAGCAGCAGCGGCGGCGGCGGCGGCGGCGGCUGACCGACUGCGACACCAAAGUUCCUAAAAUACAUAAAGUUUUAAUGGAAGUUCUGCGCGGAGGUGAAACCAGACUGUUCUGCUGUCGGAGAGUAAAACUCAUGGAAUAGGAAACCCGAUUUUUAUGGAAUAUUAACACAAGGAAUACUUUCCCAGCUCUUCCUGUAAACUGCCACCGUGGUCCGCUGGAAACAGGGUGAAAAGUUUCUGACGUAUUUGAGUAAAAAAGGCUCAGCGGGGGUUGACUACAUUUCCUCAUCCUCCUCAUCCUCCUCAUCCUCCUUGUCCUCCGGUCACAUCAGCAGCUCCACCAUCCUGCUGCUGCCCCUGGAAAUAACAGACUGAGAAGCAGAGACGUCUGGGCGGGAAAUUAAUCAGCAGAGCAGUUUUCCGUCUCUCGGAUCCCAGAGGAAAUAGCAAAGGAGGGUUUUUGUUUCUUGUCAGCUGAGCGUCAGAGACAGGAAGUGUCACCUGAGGCAGGUGCAUGUCUCCGGCGCUCAGCAGCAUGCGGCUCUGAGGAGGCGGCGGCGGGAAUUUUAAAUAAAGCUGGUUGAAACAGGAGGAAGGGAUUAUGGGGAAGGAGCAGGAUCUCCUGCAGGCAGUGAAGAGUGGUGACCUGCUGUCCACUCAGAAGCUGCUGUCCAAACUCAAGAGCAACAGAAACAAGUUGCUGGGCUCUACUAAGAGACUGAAUGUGAACUACCAGGACUCAGACGGGUUUUCGGCGCUGCAUCACGCCGCUCUCACAGGAACCACCGAGCUGCUGUCGGCGCUGCUGGAGGCUCAGGCCACCGUGGACAUCAAGGACAGCAACGGGAUGCGUCCGCUGCAUUAUGCAGCCUGGCAGGGUAAAGCUGACUCGGUCCUGUUGCUGCUUCGCUCCGGAGCGUCGGUGAACGGAGUCUCGCUGGACGGACACAUCCCUCUGCACCUGGCGGCUCAGUACGGACACUACGAAGUGUCUGAGAUGCUGCUGCAGCAUCAGUCCAACCCCUGUCUGGUCAACAAGGCCAAGAAGACUCCCCUCGAUCUGGCCUGUGAGUUUGGACGAGUCAAGGUGGCCCAGCUGCUGCUGAGCAGUAACAUGGUCGUGGCGUUGUUGGAGGGAGAGAGGAAGGAGCCGACAGACUCGGCCUUCACCACCCCGCUGCACCUCGCCGCCCGCAACGGACACAAAGACAUCAUACGGCUGCUGCUGACGGCCGGCAUCGACAUCAACAACACCACCAAGUCUGGAACGGCUCUGCAUGAAGCUUCGCUGUACGGGAAAACAGAGGUGGUGCGACUGCUGCUGGACGCCGGAGUGGACGUGAACAUCCGUAACACCUACAACCAGACGGCCCUGGACAUCGUCAACCAGUUCACCACGUCGCACGCCAGCAAGGAAAUCAAGCAGCUGCUGCGAGACGCGACGGGCGUUUUGCAGGUCAGAGCUCUCAAGGACUACUGGAACCUCCACGACCCCACCGCCCUCAACAUCCGAGCCGGAGACGUCAUCAUGGUGUUGGAGCAGCACAUGGACGGACGCUGGAAGGGACACAUCCACGACAGCCAGAGAGGGACGGACAGAGUCGGCUUCUUCCCUCCAUCCAUUGUGGAGGUCAUCAGCAGACGAAACGGGGGCACCCUGUCCCGGCACGCCUCUCUGCCCACCCAGCGCCAGCAGCUGCUGUCCAGAGCCCCCCUCUCCUCCAGCCUAAGCUCCGCCCCUCAGACUGACGACUCCUACACUCUGUACGCCCCCCCCACCCAUGUGGUGCUGCCACUAGCCAACGGCCUCGCUGCCAACACAGGUCUGUCUCCAAGCCGUCUGUCUCAGUCCGGGUGUCCCUUCGAGGACAUCUGGGUGCUCAGGGACUCGUGUCAUGCCGGAGACAGAAACAGUGUUGGGAGCACCGGCAGCGUCGGCAGCACGCGCAGCGCCGGGAGCGGACAGAGCACCGAGAGCAACAACGCAUCCAACGGACUCCAACACAACACCGGUCACCAUGACAACGCUAACAAGCCGGUGCCCUCUGCUGUUGAUUCUGGACACUCAGACCUCAGCAAACAGCCAGACCAUCCUGCAGGUGGGACUCCUCGGAGGCAGACGGUGACGGUGCAGAGGCCUGCAGAGCAGAGUUUCUCUCAGCAGUUUGUCCGUCCUCAGCAGCUGCUGGAGGGGAAGGUAAAGAUCCACACAGAGGAUGCAGAAGCCAUCUAUCAGUGGCUGAGCGAGUUCCAGCUGGAGCAGUACACUGGAAACUUUAUCAGUGCUGGUUAUGAUGUCCCGACCAUCAGCAGGAUGACUCCUGAGGAUCUGACAGCCAUCGGAGUGACCAAACCAGGCCACCGCAAGAAAAUCUCCAUCGAGAUCAACAACCUGAACAUCCCUGAGUGGCUGCCGGAGUACAUCCCAUCUGAUCUGGGUGAGUGGCUCAGUGCCAUCGGCCUCCCACAGUACCACAAGAAACUCUCUGAAAACGGCUACGACUCGAUCAGCAUAGUCAGAGACCUCACAUGGGAGGAUCUGCAGGAGAUCGGCAUCACCAAGCUGGGCCACCAGAAGAAGCUGAUGCUGGCAGUGAAGAAGCUGUGUGACAUCCAGAGGGCAAUCCUUCAGGCUGAAUCAGGCCAAGGCACGCUGCGACGCAAAGCCCCUGGAGCCCUCCAUCUGGUCACCAUUGAGCCGCCCGAUGCUGGAGGUGAAUGCUCUUCGCCUCACACCCCAAAGAUGCUGACCUUCCAGGACAGCGAGCUGAGCGCAGAGCUGCAGACGGCCAUGUCCAGCCACUAUGGAGGCUGUGAAGAAGGCUUGGCCAUCAAGAAUGCUGUGGGGAUGUCACAGAGCCAGGAGAGCAUUGACAACAGGUCCAGAGGCUCUGGCCGCUCCCAGGAGCCUCCCACAGCUUCAAUCAACCCCCACAGCUGGUCCCAGGAGAGCCUGGAUGGCAGUCCUGCCAAGGAGAGGAACCUCCCUGAGGGCUGGGACCAGAGGCCCCUGCAGCAACAGCUGCUGCCCAAGCAGGUGCCUCUGGGUACAGCCACUGUGUUCAAGUACCCAGCCAUCCCAGCGAAACCCAAACUGUCUGGCUCAUGUGGAUCCUCUCCUCACGGCUCCCCGGCACUGAAAGGUUUCAGCUACCUGCAUUCUCAGUGUGGCUCCACAGACCUGAACCCAUCUACCAGACCUGAGGAUUACACCCAGACUCUGACGCAUCCCAAGAAGCGCACUCAUAGCCUGACCCGCUAUGCUCUCUCAGACGGAGAGCCCGAUGAUGAAGACGAGGAACCUACUCUUCCUACUGGAAACUUGCCAUCAUAUGCCACCUUAACCCGCAAACCCGGCCGCAGCCAGCUGGCUCGAUUACAGUCGAGUCCAGAGAAGAACGGCAAUGUAGGGCGCAGUCAGUCAUUUGCAGUGCGCGCCCGAAAAAAAGGUCCACCUCCUCCCCCUCCCAAGAGACUGAGCUCAGUGAGCAGCACCACCAGUGGGGAGCUGAGCGACAGCAGCACGACAUCCUCUGCUGGUGGGGUGGUGACCGACAGUCCAGGGAGCGUGAGGAGCAUCACAGCCACCCUGGAGGGCAGCACAGAGGUGACGAACCACCCAGGACUUAAACUAGACCUCACUGAGCAAGAACUGCCUCCCCCCGAGUCCAGAGAGACUCCAGGGGUGAGGAGGAGGGUGCAGAGCGAGUGUGUCCAGACCAGCAGCACCGAGCCAGACCGAGGGGUGAAGUCAGACUCAGAGGAAGAAGAAUCUAAAAGUCACGGACUGGAAGCAUCUUCAUCUCCUCAGAACAGCUCCAGCGAGUGCAUCCCCUUCGCUGAGGAAGGCAACCUGACUAUCAAACAGAGGCCCAAAGCUCCGGGGCCGCCCAGGGCUGAAGCUGUGCUGGAGCCACCAGAGAAACCAGCAGGCAAAAACCUAGAGGUGCCCGAGUUUAACCUGAAGGAGUCAGACACAGUAAAGCGCCGACACAAACCCAAAGACAAGGAGCAGGGUGGAAGCUCCCCCAGCAGAGAGGCAGGCUCGGAGUCAGACAGCAGCAGGCCUCCGUCCCAGAGCCAGGAGGAGGUCAGUCUGAGGAUCAGUGAGGCCAGUGUGGAGAGGCCAGCCAGUCCAGCUACAGGGUCCCCCAUCAAACCUCCACUCUCCCCAAAACCUCCUGCAGUUGCCCCAAAACCUGUCCGCCAUAGUCUGCUAGCAGCACAAGCAGCUGGACCCUCCUCUCCAGCUGUGACCGUCAGCGUGGUUCAGAGCGUGGCCUUCACCUCUCCGUCCUCUCCUGCUCAUGUCCCCCUGGUCCCAGCCCCAACUCCAGCCCAUGGGCCCCUGGUGCCAGCCCACGGGCCCCUGGUCCCAGCCCCGGCGCCAGCCCACAUGCCCCUGGUCCCAGCCCCGGCGCCAGUCAACGUGCCCCUGGUCCCAGCCCCGGCGCCAGCCCACGUGCCCCUGGUCCCAGCCCCAGCACCAGCCCAUGGGCCCCUGGUCCUGCCUCCAGCGCCAGCCCACGGGCCCCUGGUCCCAUCCCCGGCGCCAGCCCACGGGCCCCUGGUCCCGGCCCCGGCUCCAGCCCAUGGGCCCCUGGUCUCGGCUCCAGCUCUGGCCCCGGCUCCUUCCCUGUCCCCGGCCCCUCAGAGCCCCUCACUGACAGCAGCAAAGCCUCAGGUGUGCGUGGUGGGUCCGGGCCUCGUCCCCGAGCUGUCCUGCGGGACGGAGGUGGUCCAGCAGAGACUGGAUCAGACCAGCACGUCUCUGGAAGCAGCUCUAAUCGCCGUUGAGAGGAAACUGAACCUAGAGGACUCAGAUAGCAGAGCGAACACAGUGAAGUCAGCAGGGAACAUUCUGGAUGACAUCGGCAACAUGUUUGAUGACCUGGCCGACCAGCUGGACGCCAUGUUGGACUGAAGAUUUCGUAUGAAAUCCACAAAACAUGCACCCUCAAGCUCAGGAAGUGAAACUCAGAAAGAGGAAAAGAUGGAACAGAGAAGGAUUGAUGGAGUGAUUUUCCGAUUCUCCCUCUGAACUGCACAAUGGAGACAGUCAGAGGAGCUAAAGUCAAACACCAGCACUUAAUCCUCACUGUGCUUCCUCCACCAGAAAAACUGAAUCCUGCACUCAUGUUUCUAACUGAAACAAUUGAAAUCUGAUUUCUGUACGGAUGGAUCUUUUUAAUCUUUAUGUUGUCUUAUUAAACAUGAACCAAACAGAGACAGAGUCGGAGCAGCGGUCCACUGUGAGGAAAAACUCCUGAGUAUUAUUGAUUAUUCUUAAAUACUAAUAUUUGUCUAUGAAGUUCUGUCUGUUUGACAUUUUAGAGAGCCGAAGUCUGGAUGUCACUUACUGUCUGAAAAAGUGAAGCGUGAUUAAGGGGUUUAACAUCCAUGUUUUAAUAUAAAUGAGCAUCUACUACAGAGGUCGAUAUGAAUACCCCAAACCAUGAUAAAUAAUCUCUCAGCAAUGAAAAAACAGCAUUAAUCUCAGAGAUGUUGAUGGUUAACAGGCAGUAGGUUGAAUGUGUUUGCCAUCAUCACUUAUUUAGAUUAACAUUAUUUAUUUAAACACAUUUUUUUAAUCAGCAACUUAUUAAGAAUACAUGCAACUAACUUAAAGUACACAUAUUCUGCACAUUUCCAGGUGUAUAUUUAUAUUCUGGGGCUCUACUGGAAUAUUUUUGCAUGAUUU
Molecule: messenger RNA, 5758 nt
Organism: Thunnus maccoyii (southern bluefin tuna)
Lineage: Eukaryota; Metazoa; Chordata; Actinopteri; Scombriformes; Scombridae
Product: caskin-2-like
Exons: 22
Coding region: 659-4981 (1440 amino acids)
Molecular function (GO): protein binding
Source: RefSeq, a predicted model, not a curated record